Molecule: messenger RNA, 1851 nt
Organism: Solanum lycopersicum (tomato)
Lineage: Eukaryota; Viridiplantae; Streptophyta; Magnoliopsida; Solanales; Solanaceae
Product: transcription factor UNE10-like
Cellular component (GO): nucleus
Molecular function (GO): protein dimerization activity
Source: RefSeq, a predicted model, not a curated record
GCAUACAUUAAAUAUUCAGCUAAAUAUGACAAUCCUGUAGGGGACCAGAAGAUACUGAAAGACAUUUUUAGUAUAAAAGAGGGAAAGCCAACUCAAUAUAUUAGGACUGGAAGUAACUGAGAAAUUAAGAGAGUAGACCCUAUCAAAGGCAUCAACAUGAGUCAUCAUACUUGGAAUUUUAGUCACCAAAAACAAGAACAACAAGUAGUAGAAAAAGAAGAAGAGGAGAACAGAUAUACUCGUGGCCACGUGCAUAAUCAGCAGAAUCAAGUUGACCCCAUGUCCAAUAAGUGUGAAGUUGCAGAGUUAACAUGGGAAAAUGGGCAAGUAGCCAUGCAUAGACUCGGAAGCAACCUCUCGAAUGAGCAAACAAAACACACAUGGGGAAAGGCUGGUGACACACUAGAGUCAAUUGUGCAUCAAGCCACUUUCCAAAAACAACAUCAUAGUUAUAUAAUGGGAAGUGAUGGACAAAAUCAGGCAAACAUCAACAGGGAAAAAAAUGUAUCUUAUGGUGCUCAACAAACAAGAGGAGUAUUAAAGAGGAUGAGAUCAUCAGAUUCUGACCCCCAGUUAUAUAUUGGUGGAAUAUCAUUAGAACAUUUAAACGCUCGUGCAAGUGCUAAGGACAAUGAUAUCACCAUGAUAACAUGGCCUUGUAAUGAGGAUUCUGCCUGCCAUGGUGGCUCGGAAAACAAAGAGGAAGAACGUGAAACAAAAAGCUCCAACCCAUCAAAACGUAGUCGAAGAGCUGCUGUCCACAACCAAUCAGAGCGGAGACGCCGUGACAGAAUCAAUGAAAAGAUGAAAGCUCUGCAGAAGUUGGUGCCAAAUGCUAGUAAGACAAAUAAAGCAUCCAUGCUGGAGGAAGUGAUAAAGUACUUAAAACAGCUUCAAGCACAAAUCCAGUUGAUAAGCUAUGCUAAAAACAUGGAGCAGCAAAUGAUGAUGAUGUCUCUAGGAAUGCAACCAGCACAUAUUCAAAUGCCUUUACUAGCAACAAUGGGCAUGUGUAGUAGUACUACAGGAAUACUUAACAAUAUGACUUCUAAUUUAGCUCCAGCUCCUUAUCAAUCUCUUAUAGGCGGCCGCGCUCCCCUCAUUUAUCCAACCUCUUCAAUGCCCACUCUUUUUCCUCCCUUCAUGUCACCACCCUUCGCCACGGCAUCAUCCAUUCCUAGUACUCCACCACAACCUAUUAACGCCGAAUCCAUCAGCCCCAAACUCACUAAAUAUGCAGCUCCCCCUAAUAUUGCAGCCAGUACUUCAUUCCCUUUUAGCCACCCCUAUAAUGCAUAUCUGCCUCAUUCAAUGAAGAUGGAGUUCAAUAAUGAGAUGGCAGCUCAAUAUCUGCAGCGGGGCAAUCAAGAAAAUGUCAAUAUUCAAGGGCAAAAAAAAUGAUCCAUCUGAAUAUAUAUUUCUAUACUCACAUUUUCUUACUAUAUUUGAUGCAUUUUAUGUAUUUCAUUUAUAGUAUGGUAUAUAAAUUAUGGUAUCGUCUAGGUUUUUAUUAAAAUGUGCAAUAAUUUAGCAUAUCGAACUGUAUUUUCUUUUUCCUUCUAGUAGACAAGUUCACUUGAGCAAUAUGUAUGUUAAGCUUGCCUAUUGUUAGAUAGUUGUUUAAUGAUAUAAAUUCAAUUAAAAAAAAGAACAAAAACUGAGGACCCCUUACCGUGUAGUACGUAGCAAUAUUAAGCAAAAAAAUAACUUAAACUCAUCUCGAAAUAUGAUACUUUAAGUAAAGUUAAAACUCUAAUUUCAAUAUCGCUUAAAAAAAAUCCCGAAUACAUCACUGUUUAUACGGAAUCAAAGUUUGUUACGAUGUAUUCACAAAUCUGAUUUUUCAUCACA